CAGCGCGCGCAGAAGGGCACAGUCCAACCUCGCGAGCGCCGCUGCAGACCGCAUUUCUUCACAGCCGCACACCGAACCCGCGGAGCCCACAGGGAGAGUCAUGUCGAGCGUGAGCCGCGCCUUCAGCUUCCUCAGAGCGUCGGUGAGGCCGCAGGUGGUCCCUCGCGCCAGUAUAACGUCAAAGCCAGCGAAGCACGCCUUGACAGCCGGGGAGCAGGCCAUCGGCUUGACCAUGAUGUUUGUGACGAUCCUGGUCCCGUCCGGAUGGAUCCUCAUGCACCUAGAAGACUACAAGAAGCGCGCCUGAGCGCGUGCUACUUCAGUCACAGCCGCACCUUGCAUUCCGCCAUGAAAACCCUGUUUAUGCCUCAUCAAUAAACGAAUGUACCAAACACCUAAA
Messenger RNA from Electrophorus electricus (electric eel), 400 nucleotides. It is a transcript of the gene cox8b, whose product is annotated as cytochrome c oxidase subunit 8B. Gene Ontology annotation, biological process: mitochondrial electron transport, cytochrome c to oxygen. NCBI's taxonomy places the organism in Eukaryota, Metazoa, Chordata, Actinopteri, Gymnotiformes, Gymnotidae. The record is from RefSeq and is a predicted model, not a curated record. Gene Ontology annotation, cellular component: respiratory chain complex IV; mitochondrion.